CCGAACCAUAGAAGGAAACUCCCAAAAGCAAUCUCUCAAACUUCUCAAGGCCCAUUAAACCAAAGAAAUCCAUCCUCUGCGAAUCCCAUUCCAUAAACUCCCCAGCAUCAAGAUGUCGAUGAUCCCAAGCAUCUUUGGCCGAAGAAACAACGUCUACGAUCCCUUCUCCCUCGACGUAUGGGACCCAUUUCAAGGCUUUCCUUUAAACUCCUCUCUCUUCCCAUCUCGCUCCGAUUUCGCUAGAGAAACUUCCCAAUUCGCAAAUACACAGAUAGAUUGGAAGGAGACUCCCGCAGCGCACAUCUUCAAAGCGGAUCUGCCGGGGCUGAAAAAGGAGGAAGUGAAGGUGGAGGUUGAAGAAGGGAGAGUGCUCCAGAUCAGCGGCGAGAGGAGCAAAGAGAAAAAAGAGAAGAACGACACGUGGCACCACGUCGAGAGGUCAAGUGGCAAGUUCAUGAGGCGGUUCAGGUUGCCGGAGAAUGCGAAGGUGGAGGAAGUGAAGGCAGCAAUGGAGAACGGAGUGUUGACUGUAACGGUUCCAAAAGAGGAGGUGAAGAAGCCCGAUGUGAAAUCCAUUGAAAUCUCUGGCUAAGAACAGAGAAGGGCAGAGUUGUAAAUAGUCCGUAGUCUGCGGAUGCUUUCGGUGGAUGUCUUUUGGUGCUGUUGGCUUGUUGUGUUAGAAUCGAGUGUGGUUCUGCGGACUACCUUUCAAUAAUAAAUAUACAUGUAAUUUUUUGGUAUUUGCUUUCUUAAGAGGUGAAGAAGUCUGGUUUGAGAUCUA
This is a messenger RNA of Magnolia sinica, 781 nucleotides long. Its product is annotated as 17.8 kDa class I heat shock protein-like. The coding region runs from base 113 to 592 and encodes 159 amino acids. Gene Ontology annotation, biological process: protein complex oligomerization; protein folding; response to heat. NCBI's taxonomy places the organism in Eukaryota, Viridiplantae, Streptophyta, Magnoliopsida, Magnoliales, Magnoliaceae. The transcript has a single exon. The record is from RefSeq and is a predicted model, not a curated record.